GCCGUGCCGAUAAACAUGCCCCGCGAUAUUUCAGGCGGCGCCAACGGCUGCCUUAGGCGCGCGGCAAGUCUGGCCAACGAUAGAGCUGGUCGAUAAGGCCUGCAGGAGCUCGUUAUCGUCGCAAAUUCAAAGCAAAGCAUCAGAUACCACGGCCUUGGUGCAGGCUUUAUGACGAAAAAGAAUAUUGCUUUGGAUUGAUCUAUCUGCGUGCUGUUAACCCAUUCAGUGAUUUAUAGCGUUCAAAAUGCCGUUGACUUUCUGCCCCAACUGUAGUAACGUACUAACCAUCUCCCGCGCCGAUCCGUCCCCCAAGUACCCUCUGGGCGUCAACCGAUUCGAAUGCCGCACAUGUCCCUACCAAUAUAUCCUGAAGAGUGGGUGGUCCGAGAAAACACCUAUGAAGCAAAAAGAGGUUGAAGAUGUCUUUGGUGGCAAGGAAGAGUUUGCGAACGCAGAUAGCAUAGGCACACAAUGUCCUGCAGAGAACUGCAAUGGAGACCGAGCGUACUUCUUCCAGUUGCAGAUUCGGAGUGCAGAUGAACCUAUGACUACGUUCCUUAAGUGCACCACAUGCGGAGCAAGAUGGCGUGAAAACUGAUCCCUUUCCUUCCUUUACUCAACUCUAUCUUUACCUCGAUACCUCUACUUGCGGCUACCUGAUAACAGUGGAUAUUCGGUACGGAAGACGAUCGUAUAAUAACUCCAGCCUAUCUCGAGAGGGAAACGGAGAAAGGGACGGACGGCGCUACUCUUUUUCCUGCCUUUUGACUUGUUGGGAUUUAUAUGCGAGGAGAAAAGUUAUUCGAUAUACGCAUGCAUAUGUACUUCUACGGAGCUUCUACAGAGAUAGCAUAACAAGAUACCCCUCGUUAACCUAGUUGUCAGAUUCGUCGCGGC
This is a messenger RNA of Aspergillus ruber CBS 135680, 897 nucleotides long. Its product is annotated as DNA-directed RNA polymerase III core subunit RPC11. The transcript has 4 exons. Gene Ontology annotation, cellular component: RNA polymerase III complex. NCBI's taxonomy places the organism in Eukaryota, Fungi, Ascomycota, Eurotiomycetes, Eurotiales, Aspergillaceae. Gene Ontology annotation, biological process: termination of RNA polymerase III transcription; DNA-templated transcription. Gene Ontology annotation, molecular function: DNA-directed RNA polymerase activity; nucleic acid binding; zinc ion binding. Bases 245 to 598 code for a protein of 117 amino acids. The record is from RefSeq and is a predicted model, not a curated record.